Messenger RNA from Nematolebias whitei (Rio pearlfish), 2058 nucleotides. It is a transcript of the gene rtkn2, whose product is annotated as rhotekin 2. The transcript is spliced from 12 exons. The record is from RefSeq and is a predicted model, not a curated record. Gene Ontology annotation, biological process: signal transduction; positive regulation of cell population proliferation; hemopoiesis. Lineage: Eukaryota; Metazoa; Chordata; Actinopteri; Cyprinodontiformes; Rivulidae. The coding region runs from base 1 to 2058 and encodes 685 amino acids.
AUGGACGACCAGCGGGACGUUCAAAUAUCCAAACGGGGCAGCAGCUCCAAGUCGUUUAUAUCCGCCGGCUCUGCAGUGGGUAUGGAGAUUAAGCGAAAGAAAAUACGAGAAAGCGCCUUGUUCUUACAUACAGAGAACACUAACGUACAAGAGAAGCUCGACUUUGAGAAGCGAAUGCGUGAGGGGGCCUACAAGCUGCUGCUCGCCUGCAGUAAACGAGAGCAGGUUCUCAGCGCUUCCAAAAACCUGCUGACCUGCAACGCCAGGAUAAAGGCUUACCUCGCACAGCUGCAGAGGAACAACGAAGAACAGGACAUGAUAAGAGCAGAGAAGAGAUCUGCAGAUGGUCGUUUGCCUUGCCAUGGGACCAUUGCUGUGACUGGGCUGAGAUUUCCUCUCUUGUGGAGGGAUUCUGACCACUUUAAUAACAAAGGGAGCUCUCGUCGGGUGGCGGUGUUCUGUCUGAUGCAGAUUGGCUCCGAGGUGUUUGACACUGAGAUGGUUGUGGUGGACAGAUCCAUCACUGACGUCUGCUUUGAAGGAGUCACCGUCUUUAAAGACUCAGUUCCUGAGUUUGAUCUGAGAGUGGAGCUGUGGAGCUGCUCCCUGGAGGAAGAGCUCCCUUUGGUCAAAACACCAAAGAAACUGGCCAAGAAGCUCCGCAGCUCUUUUGGAAAGAGCGCUGGAAAGAAGUUCUGCUCUCUGGUGGACACUCCAGAUCCGGACACCUUCCUGCAGACCAACCCGAUCCCCCCAGGAGCCAGGUACAGCCUGCUGGCCUACACAACGCUGGGUCUGCCUGAUGCUGACAGCAGCUUUCAGUCUCACUCCCUCAUUGUCUACCAAGAUGCUGAGUGGUCGUCUUGGCUUCCUCUUUACGGCAACCUCUGCUGCCGGUUAGUCGUGCAGCCGACUUGUAUGACACAGAACAUGAUGACGGGUUAUUUGAGUCAGAAGCAAAGUGUGGAGGGAAUGAGCCGCUGCUGCAGUCUGUUCUGCGUGCUGAGCGCCGGCUUUUUGUCCUGUUACUUCACUCCGGAGGAAAUUGAUGCUAAAGUGCAGCCCGCUCUUAAUGUGCCCAUCAACAAGGAGACCAGGAUCCACGCGCUGAGCAAAGCGUCGGCGGGCCUCAAAUCCAAGAGUCUGUCCAUCAUCAACUCUUCACCUGAGGGAUCUCAGAGCGUCGUCUUCGUCGCAGACAGCAGGGACGAGCUGGACGAGUGGCUGGACGCCCUCCACCAGCAUCUCUAUGACCAGAGCCAGUGGCUGCACUGCUGCAACCGGCUAAUGAAAAUCGAGCUCUCAUCGCCGUGGACUCCGUCUCUUUUCCUCACCAAGCAGGCUGACUCGGUUUACAACGACCUCAGUAUAACCUCUCCUAGCAAGUUUGAGAGCAUCACAGAUAUAAUUCACAGCAAAAUCGAAGAGACCGAUGGUCACUUCCUUAUUGGUCAAGAGGAGAGGGCGGAGCCUCCUGACUGGUCCGCUCUUUUCAAUGGGUCCCGUUCAGUGAUGGUGGAGAAGAGUAUUCUGUCCCAGAGCAAAACCUCCACCCCUUGUUCAAGCCCGAACCGCAACGCCAGCUCUACGCCUCUCAGCAGCAAGAAGCGGCGUGCUCCACCCCCGCCCUCCGACAUGAAGCCUCCUGCUCCCCCGACCCGUCCACCCAAACCACCACUCCCUGCUCCGUUGCACCGUCCCCCUCCUCCCUCAUCCCAGGAGAAGGAGAACUCUGCCACUUGUGCUUCUCGUCCAGCCACAAGGUCUAAAACAGGCCGUCCGUCUCUAGACGCCAAGUUUUCUGCCAUCAUCCAGCAGCUCCAGAGGAACAACGCUGGCGGCACGGCGACCCUCAGCCGAAAGAACGCCCCGCUGGCCGUCCUCGACGUUCACCCGCAGGGUCCGCCUCAACCUUCGCUCAAGCAGCUCGACCAUGAAAACCACAACCGUCAGACAUCUGAGGACACAGCUGACGGUGGGUUUGUCAGAGCUGGUCCAGGUCCGCACAGCAAACUGAGGAAGUCCUUCAGAGACAGAAUGAACCUGAAAGCCAUGUAG